This is a messenger RNA of Cyclopterus lumpus (lumpfish), 1623 nucleotides long. It is a transcript of the gene cyp26c1, whose product is annotated as cytochrome P450 26B1. The coding region runs from base 1 to 1623 and encodes 540 amino acids. Gene Ontology annotation, molecular function: monooxygenase activity; iron ion binding; heme binding. Lineage: Eukaryota; Metazoa; Chordata; Actinopteri; Perciformes; Cyclopteridae. The transcript has 6 exons. Gene Ontology annotation, biological process: sterol metabolic process. The record is from RefSeq and is a predicted model, not a curated record.
AUGUUACCCAUGGCCCAGUUUGGUGUGCUGUCGGCUCUGGCCACCGCGCUCACCUCGAUCCUGUCCGCGCUCUUGCUGCUGGUGCUGACCCGGCAGCUGUGGAGCAUCCGCUGGAGCCUGACCCGGGACAAAGAGAGCAGCCUGCCGCUGCCGAAGGGCUCCAUGGGCUGGCCGCUGGUCGGAGAGACUUUCCACUGGCUCUUCCAGGGUUCCAACUUCCACAUCUCGCGCAGAGAGCGUCAUGGCAACGUGUUUAAGACCCACCUCCUUGGGAAGCCCGUCAUCCGGGUGACGGGCGCAGAAAACAUCCGCAAGAUCCUGCUGGGAGAGCACAGUCUGGUGUGCACCCAGUGGCCCCAGAGCACCCGCAUCAUCCUGGGACCCAACACCCUGGUCAACUCCAUCGGAGAACUGCACAAGAGGAACAGAAAGAUCCUGGCUAAAGUGUUUAGCCGGGGGGCUCUGGAGUCCUACCUUCCCCGGCUGCAGGACGUCGUCAAGUCUGAAAUCGCCAAGUGGUGCUCGGAGCCGGGCGCCAUCGACGUCUACAGCGCGGCCAAGUCCCUGACGUUCCGUAUCGCCGUCAGGGUCCUGCUGGGUCUGCAGAUGGAGGAGGAGCGGAUAGUGUUUCUGGCCCAGAUCUUCGAGCAGCUGAUGAACAACCUCUUCUCGCUGCCCAUAGACGCCCCGCUCAGUGGGCUACGCAAGGGGAUAAAAGCCAGAGAAAUCCUGCAUGCCAACAUGGAGAAAAUCAUUGAGGAAAAGAUGGAGCGGCAGCAGGCGGAGGAAGAAUAUCACGACGCCUUCGACUACAUCCUGUCCAGUUCCAAGGAGCACGGCCAGCAGCUCAGCAUCCAGGAGCUCAAGGAAACAGCAGUGGAGCUGAUCUUCGCAGCUCACUCAACCACAGCCAGCGCCUCCACGUCUCUAAUUCUGCAGUUUCUCCGCCAUCCGGCGGUGGUGGAGAGGGCCAGAAUCGAGCUGGAGGCCGAGGGCCUCGGCUACGAGUCCCACUGCAGUCACAUCCCAUCUGGUGUCCCCGUGGAGAAAGAGGAGGACGCUGCGGACACAGAGACAAGCUGCCUGCUGAACGGAGGUUGUCAGAAUCACCAGAACCACAGGGAUGGCUUCCCGCAGUCGCAGUCUCAUAUGCCGUACCUGAGCCUGGACAAGCUGAGCCAGCUCCGCUACGUCGACUGUGUCGUCAAAGAGGUGCUCCGCUUCCUGCCGCCGGUUUCCGGUGGUUAUCGGACAGCCCUGCAGACGUUUGAACUAGACGGCUACCAGAUCCCAAAAGGCUGGAGUGUAAUGUACAGCAUCCGGGACACUCAUGAGACCGCCGCGGUCUUCCAGAGCCCGGAGCUGUUUGACCCGGAUCGGUUCGGCCCAGACCGGGAGGAGAGUCGGGCGGCUCGGUUCAGCUACGUGCCGUUCGGCGGCGGCGUGCGGAGCUGCGUCGGCAAAGAACUGGCAAAGGUGAUCCUAAAGACUCUGGCGGUGGAGCUGAUCGGGACUUGCAAAUGGACUCUGGCCACGGAGAACUUCCCCAAGAUGCAGACAGUGCCGAUAGUGCACCCGGUCAACGGCCUGCACGUGAAUUUCACCUACAACUACCCGCUUUAG